Messenger RNA from Fraxinus pennsylvanica, 855 nucleotides. Lineage: Eukaryota; Viridiplantae; Streptophyta; Magnoliopsida; Lamiales; Oleaceae. The record is from the annotation of a GenBank genome assembly.
AUGUGUUUGCUAUGGGUACUGAAACCUGCAAAUGACCAGAGGCAAGAUUUUAUGACUAUUACUUAUAAUUCUGGUCUUUUGGAAAACAGCCUUUUUACAAAGUCCUUGGCUUGUGGUGAGAUGGAAGGCCAUGGCAUGUCCUCAAAUUUAGGGUCAGCUCUUAAUACUGAACGAAAUAUUCCAGAUUCUGUCCUUGCCCAGAAAGAAGUUCAUGACAUCUUUGACAAUGAGAACUAUCAUCAACCCCCACAGCAAACACAAGCACUGGGGAUUGUUACAUUUGGUAAUGAAAGAUAUUACUUGAUAAAUCUUCUCAAAUCCUGUUUCAUUUCCUUCAACGAUGUAUGUUUCAACAGGGGUACUUCCAGGAGCCGUUCGCCGUCACGGGAUUCCUUUUCGCACCAUGAAGGAUCGGUAUAUAAGAUGGAGUCGGAAAAAACUUUACAGGCUUUGAAAGACAUUGUGCCUGCAGCACUAAACAAUAUAAACGCCAAAUUCAUACUAUUAGAUAAAGACAGGGUAACAUUAGAAGGGCAACACAAGACAUGUUUGGCACUAGUGGCGGACGAGACUGCAGCAGUGCACUUCCAGUUGUGGGGUGAUGAGUGUGAUGCAUGUGAACCAGGUGACAUUAUUCUUUUGGCCAAUGGCAUAUUUUCAUACAACCGGAACAAUCUUGUUUUGAGGGCAGGCAAACGAGGGAAGGUGGAGAAGGUGGGUGAAUUCACUAUGACUUUUGUGGAGACCCCUAAUAUGAGUGAGAUACGUUGGGUGCCUGAUUCGAUUAAUUCUAAGAAGUAUGUGCAGGAAGUUGUGAUUUCUCCCCACUCACGUAUAUUCCCACCAAUGCAUUGA